Toxotes jaculatrix (banded archerfish) is the source of this 3616-nucleotide messenger RNA. It is a transcript of the gene ubap1lb, whose product is annotated as ubiquitin associated protein 1-like b. Bases 2272 to 3450 code for a protein of 392 amino acids. NCBI's taxonomy places the organism in Eukaryota, Metazoa, Chordata, Actinopteri, Toxotidae. Gene Ontology annotation, biological process: ubiquitin-dependent protein catabolic process via the multivesicular body sorting pathway. The record is from RefSeq and is a predicted model, not a curated record. Gene Ontology annotation, cellular component: ESCRT I complex. Gene Ontology annotation, molecular function: ubiquitin binding. The transcript has 6 exons.
CAUCUUUUUUAGCCGAUUUAUGUUCCAGCUCAGUGCUGUUUCUUCUAGAGGUCUGCAGCACAGUGAGGAGUAACAAACUCUGUACACAAUGUUCAUGUGAUGACAUCCACAUGUGUGAAAAGGUCUAGUGAUGGACCUCAACUGCCUGAUUAAAUGAUGAUUCAGCAGAGACUGAGUAGAAACCUUUUGACAUUUUAUAAUGAUCUCACACAAAAACUAAAUCCAUUCAUAGAUAUUUUUAUUCCCUCUCGUUUAGCUCUGUAUUUGGUCUCUACCAACUCCUGAGGGAAAUAUGUGGCUCUUUAGUUGCUAGAUGCUCCACUAUGUUCACAAGCUGCAGUCUGCUGUUUUCUGCUGAGCGGGUGGUGGACAGGGGCUUUUUACAGCUUUUUCUCUGAAGACAGCUGCUGCUGCUGAAAGCAGUGAGAGUGAACCAAAACAGUAAAGUUGCCAGCCAGACAGGUAAAUGCACUGAACAAUCUUAUAACACUGUGUUUGAGGGGAGCUGUGAAUUCAGCUGAUAAACUUUCUUUGAACUCAUCACUACCACAGUCACUUUUCACACUGUCACCAUUAUUUAAUCUGUUGCUAAUAUAAAGAUAUUGAUUGUUGCGGCUUUGACUUCACUUCAUGUGGAUAAUAGAAGCUGAUGGUGGCAGUGGCAGGAAAAGUCAUUCAUCCUGUUGGAACUGAUUAUGCAAAGUUGUUUGUUAAUGAGAAUCAUUGUGUGAGCCAAAGGAAAACUCUGAAUGAAGAGUGCCACAAGGGGAAAGGUUAGGUCAGCAAGCUAGCAGAAUCAUUGGAAGAAAUAUUCACAACACAUGACAGAAAUCUGUCCUCUCAUGUUCUGCAGAUGAACUUCUGCCCUGCCAACAGGGAGAAAACACUGAUUAUGUACCAAGGUGGAUAUAUUUUAUGUGCAAUAUACAUAGUGAGGCAUUCAGACUGUUGUUGAGGUAGUGCUUCACAGUAAAAAAAAAUGCAUAAAAGAACAGAGCAUGAAAACAAGUGGAAAAACAGGUACUUGGCUAAAAAAAUUUAAAGACAAAACCAAUAGGAACUGCAAAGCAACAAAAGGUUUCAUUUUGAAAAGUGGUACAGACUGGCUGACAGGCUGGCCUGACAUUGAGGGGAGGCCAUUCCAAUAUGUUGGGGCUAAUACCGUAAGAGCACAGUCCCUCUUUGCUUUGGUUGGACAAUCUGAGUAUAAUGUUUUAAGUUCAGAAAUACAAGAGUGUGCCAGGAAAUUAAACUGAAUUCUGAAGUGUACAGGAAGCUAUUGUAGUUGGGCCUGAGUGGGGGUUAUAUCCUCUCUUCAUUUAGUAUUUGUCAAAAACCCGGCUGCUGAUUUUGGAGCAAAAAAUAGUUCUUUAAUUGCAAAAAACACAACUGAAACACAAAUCCAAGAUUUAAGAUUUCAAUCCCUGUUAAAUGUUCUGAGGUAUGGGCUAAUAUUCUUUUAAACUGGGUCUGGGCUAGUGACCAGGAUUUCUGUUUUGUUCAAAUUCAGUUGUAAACAUUUCUGUGACAUCCAGUCUUUAAGGUAAGGCAACAAUGUAGAUUAUCCAGAUUGUCAAACUUGAACAAAACAUAAAUCUGGGCAUAUUCUGCAUAACAGUGACAGGCAAUAAUUUUAAAGUGGUGAAUAAUAUAACCAAGGUGAAGGACAUGCACACUAAGAUAGGACCAAGGAUAGAACCUUUUGGAACCCCUUGUGACAUAUGAGCCGACAAUGAGACAGGGGGUGUUAUAGAGGUUUGAUGCCCUUCACAACUAAAUAAGCUAAAAAUGUGUCACUUCCCUCAUAUGAAGGAGGUAGACUUGUAGGUUUGAUUUCUCCCACCUUUGUUCUGCUCUUCUACAGUUGCUCUUUUAGUUGGCAAGUGUCAUCAUUUACUCAUGGUGAGGGAUCUUACUGGCACCUUGACCUUUCUCUAAUGGGAGCAAUGUGAUCUAAAACAGAUGAAUACAUUAAACUAAUCAACCAGGUAAUUUAUGGCGUGAAACUUGCUGCUAUACACCAAAACAGGAUGUGAAACUUUACUUCUUGUUUUCUUCUUCUGUGCAGUGGGUCUGUGUAUGUGUGUGUGUGUAUGUAUAGUAAAUCAGCUGAUGGGGUUUACUGAAGGUCAAUAGAUUAGUGUUCCAGGUGGUUCUCCUUAAAGCACCUCCUCUAAUUUAUAACCUGCAGUCCAGUGAAGCCUCACACAGACACACACACCUAAGGGGAUACGCAAAGCAGUCUCACUACAGCUUGGACAAAAACACAGUAUGGAUGGUGUCCCUCUGAAGGUGCUACUAGCUGACUUACAGGAAGUCAAAGAAGACAUCAAAGUCAUUAUCCCUGAUUAUCUCACCAUACUGCAGGAGACAGAGUAUGAGUUCAGUCUGGAGAACUGGGUGCUAACUGGGCUGCAGAGUGGCUUCACCAGCCAGCACUGGCCUCAGGUCUCCCCCUCUUCAUCAGGACUACUGCCAUCUUGUCCUCCAUACUGGAUGAUGUUUAAUAGCCCUCAGCAGAGCCGCAUGGCCUGCCGCCACAGCUCCGACUUCUGGGAGCCCAACCCUCGACAGCGCUCCCACAGCCUCAACCCCACCAUCCUGCGUGCCAAAUUCACCAUUUCAGACCCAAAGGACAAAGAGGAGAGCACUACACAGAAAGACCAGACAGGUGUGUCACUGACAAACUAUUCAAGUGGAGAGCAUCCUGCUGCUUCACGUCAGUGUGGUCAGCAGAAAGCACAGAAAGCCUUCGUCCCAGACCUGCUGAACCCUCCAGCUUGUUUGAGCAGCCUGCCACACCAGCGCAGAAAGAACCUAAGACAGUGCUCUCUCUCCUUUCUGGAGAUGCCCACACAUGAUCCCAAUGCAGACAGCCAAGCCCAAAGCCUGUCCUCACACACAACCCCUAACAUCAGCACCUCCAACACUAGAAUCGCCAACACCAGAGCUAAUACACUCCACAGGCUCCCCAGCAUCACCACCCACAGCACAGCGCAUACGACGUCUCUCAGGCCAGACUCCUGUAGAAACCCACCUGUAACCUCAACCCCCCGGGGUCUCCCCUCGUCUUGUUUGGACUCGUCAGCAGAGCUCCUGUCAGCUCUGAGCCCUGAGGAGAGAGAGUUGCUGGGGGCCGUCACAGCUCGGGGCUACCCUCUCCGUACUGCCAUUAUUGCCCUGCAGAAGACUGGCCAGCAGACCCCAGAUCAGAUCUUGAGCUACCUGGUCGCGUGUGACCACCUGUGUCAGCUGGGUUAUGACAUGGCUCAGGUAGAGGAGGCUCUGGAGAUGUUUCAAAACUGUGAAACAAAGGCGGAGGAGUUCCUUCAUCUGCUGAGUCAGUUUAACGAGAUGGGCUUUCAGCAGAACGCCAUCAAAGAGGUACUACUGGUCCAUGAGAACCACAGAGAACGAGCCCUUGAGGAGCUGAUGAUGCGUGUGGCAUGAUGGACAGCAGAUCAGCACACACACACACAUACACACACUUUACAAAACUCAGCUGCAACUUAAAAUCUAUGCUGUGCUGCGGGAAAAUUCUGACAUUAAUUUUGGUGAAGGCACUUUGGAAAAAUUACCUAACACAGAUUAUCAGAUUUAAUUUGAUGGCCCUCAC